This is a messenger RNA of Linum tenue, 558 nucleotides long. The record is from the annotation of a GenBank genome assembly. Lineage: Eukaryota; Viridiplantae; Streptophyta; Magnoliopsida; Malpighiales; Linaceae.
AUGGCUAGAUCCAAGGAUUGUCACAGUGUAGUCUCAUCGACUGAAAGUUGUGAAACCGACCUUGUCCUAGAGCAGAAAGCAUUGGAUAGAGUUAUAACUUCCAGGACAAGUAACAGACGCACAAGACGUGGGACCAUAUUGAGCAUUGGCAACCGAGAUGAACAGCCUAGGAAACUUCAUUUCAGGCCGGGUAGAGUGAUCGAGUUCAAGCCUGAGAUUACUAGCCUCCCGAGGAGGCUCAAGUUUAAGAGGAGAGCACCACGAAGCGAUAGCUCACAGUCCAAAGUUGAGGUGACUUCUGGUGUGUUAAGGAAGGGUGGCGGGAGGAGAGAAGGCCCUCCUCGUCGAGUCGAGUUUAUGGAUACUGAGAAAGUGGUAUUGAGACACCAAGACAUGCAAGGAGAGAAAGUGUUGCAAGCUUCACAGAACAACGUAAUCGAAGAAACAGCGAGUAAGCUGGUGGAGGACAGGAAGAGCAAAGUGAAGGCUUUGGUUGGAGCUUUUGAGUCGCUGCUCACUCUUCAAGAUUCCAAACCCGUUCCCACUAUUAGUGUAUGA